ACCACACGGGGAUGCAUAAAACGAUUUUUGGACAUCUUUCGGCCUUUGGUGGUCGCAAGUCACAGGAAGAGGCAGUGGACGGCAAAAGUUACGUUUCCAAUUAUUAAAAAAAAAACGCUUUCAGUUGAGUGCACUCGUGGAUCACUGAACAUAUUUAAUGAUCACAAAGAGGAAUGUUGUAGUCCUACUUUUACAUCUACUGUCAAACGUCGCGCGCAUGAACUGCUCUCCACUUCCGCGUACAAUGUUUUUUUCCAACGACAUAUAACAACUUUAGAACAGGAAGCCUUCAGAGGCGCUUGUCACUUCGUCUCACCUUUUAGGAGAGGAGCCCGGUUUUUCCGGUGUUGGUGUGACCUACGACAGGAUGGAUUUUGAAGACGCCCAUAACGGGCGCGGGCCGUCAGGUGCUCAGUGUUCAAAUCCAGCCAUGAACAUAAUUGGAGCAGAAGAUGAAGACUUUGAGAAUGAUGAGCAACCUAUGGUGGAUGAUAAGAGCAGUCACUUUACCAGCAUUGAACUGUUGAAGUCCAAGCCCACCCACCUACUGGCCUUCAUUCAUCAUGUCAUGUUACAGUUUGACUGUGCUCCUGUGCUAUGCUACCUUCAUGCUGACCUCUUCAGGAACUUCAAUGCCAAAGACACCAAGAAGCACUUUGGGGAAUUCUACAACUCUUUUCUGGAAAAAGGAGCGAUUCUUAAAGUAUCUGUGCCAAAUAACAUAGCCUCUGAACUGGAUCGCACGCGUCCAGAAAUGAUUAGCGAAGAACAACAAAAGCGCUUUGCUAAUGAAAUACAGUACCAGCAGUGUCCAGAGAUACUGCGGCAGCUGGACGACUUCAGGCAGAAGAGGAUGAUGGGAAUGACUCCCAAUGAGCGUGAACUAAUUGAUGUGGAAUCCCAUCGUCCAACCGACCGCAUCCCUAAGGACAUGAAGGAAAAGGCAGUAGCUGAGACCUUGCUGGAAAAGAUGUUUGAGGCCAACCCCUCAAUUGUUCCAGACAAGGACAAAAGUAACUGCAUCUUUGGAGCAGUAGCCCUUUAUAUGAAGCACCUUGGCGUCAAGACCAGAGCACUUGACAACAAGAAGACAAAGUCGGGAUGGCGGCCCUCUGUCCCUUCUGUCCUGAAGCCAUGGGGAGCCAACAGACCAAACAAAAUAGUCAGACCGUCUCCAUUCACCCAUGAUGGUAAGCAAUCUAGAUUGGACUUUGAAGUAAAGCAAAUCAAACAAACCGUCCCACCUCAUCGAGUGUCCGUAAGUGAUGGUGGCACAGUGUGGAAACCUGGUGUUGCAGGGUCAGGGAGUGUGCAUGGCUCGGAGAGCAGUGAAGAGAUGACCGUCAGCGUCAGUGUGACUCCUAGUCCUGACUCUCAGGCUGACACGGGUGUUAACAUCAAUCGGUCAGACCCCAGAACAGUCUCAGAGGUGGGAGAUGCAUCUCCUGUCAGCACUGGUGGGGGUCUCUCCAUCUGUGAAUCUCCCUCUGUCAUUGAUGUCCCUCCAGAUGACAGUCAGGACAGUAGCAGAAAGAAGACAAGGAAUGUGCGCCGCAGCGAGAGCCUUUGCGUGGAGCGCCGUCACUCUCGUCGUAGUGGCUCUACCCGCGCCAAGAAGUCUCGCUCCCGUAGCGACGUGGACCUGCAGUCAACUUCCACCUCCCUCCCCCUCUCACCCUCCCCACAGCAUUCAGUCUUUGCGGAAGGUGGGUUGUUGACUGACGGCCUCGUGACUGGUCCUGCUUUUGGCCCCUUCCUUCAGCAGGAAGAGAUGGAGCCCCGUCUCCUGGAGCUCGAGCAGGACCCGCCCAACUGGAGAGCCAUUGCUUCUCCUGAGGACUUGAAAAAACUGAGCAAGAAGGAAGUCAAAAGACAAGAAGUCAUCAACGAGCUGUUUUCAACAGAGCAUGCUCAUGUCCGUAUGCUGAGUGUAUUGCAGACUGUGUUUUCUCGUCCGCUGGAGAGGGAUGAGAUUAUGAGCUCAACUGAGCUGGCCACCAUCUUCCCCAGCCUCGAUGAGAUCAUAGAGAUGCACUAUACUUUCUAUGAAAACCUGAAAAAACAGCGGCAGGAGGAUGAGUACAUUGUCAAAAUCAUAAGCACGCCACUUCUCAACAGGUUCAGUGGAUCAGAGGGAGAGUGGUUUCAGAAGCUCUCUGCACGCUUCUGUAGCUACCAGACAUGGGCUCUGGAGCAGAUAAAGACCAGACAGAAGAAGGAUCCCCGUUUUAAUGCUUUUAUUCUGGAUGCUGAGAGUAAGCCACAGUGUCGGAGGCUACAGCUGAAGGAUAUCAUUCCCAUAGAGAUGCAAAGACUAACCAAAUACCCUCUUCUGUUAGAAAACAUAGCCAAGAACACAGAUGAUAAAAUAGAAAAAGAGAACAUUAAUCAAGCAGCAGAAUCUUGCCGCAAGAUCCUCAACCAUGUCAAUGAAGAAGUUAAACUCAUGGAGAACCUUCUGAUUUUGAAGGACUACCAGCGCCGGCUGGACACCUCAGGACUGAAACCGAGCAAUGACCUCUACAUUGAGUACAAGAACAUUGAUCUGACCAGCAGAACAAUGCUGUUUGAAGGACCUCUGACAUGGAGGGUGACCAAGGAGAAGGCGAUCGAUGUCCACUGUGUUUUGCUGUCAGACCUGUUAGUCUUGCUUCAGAAGCAGGAUGAUAAGAUGGUUUUGAAGUGUCAGAGCAAAAGCAACAUAGCCAUUCAGGAAGGCAAACAGAUGCUGAGUCCAAUCAUCAAACUAGAAUCCGUUUUCGUCAGAGAUGUGGCCACUGACCCGAAGGCCCUCUACGUUAUCUUCACUUGGGAAAGUGGAGCACAGAUUUAUGAACUAGUGGCUCAGUCCAUCGUGGAGAGGAAAAAUUGGAUAGAGGUGAUUAAGACUACGAUUGACGAGAUGAAGAAGAGGGACGGAAAUAAGAUAACUAGAAAACAAAGCAGCAGCAUACCUAACAGCGUCCUUGGACCUUUAUACAGCCCUUCGCAACCCCCUCUUAGCCCCACUGAAAAUGGAGGAGACCUGUUGAAAAGUCGCAGUGAGCGAUUUAAAGACACACUUACUGAUGAGAAGAGUAGAGAAACUGAUUCUUCACUCUUUGACUACCUAGUGGCCAAUGGCUUUGACCUGCUCAGCCAUAGCCACAUCCCUUUAGAGAAGUCUGCUGUUGGGGCUUUGGAAGAAGUCAAGUAUUUGAAGAGGCUAUUGGUCGGCAGUAUUAGCCUGUCAGAUGACUCUCAGACUCUUGCGGAAAAUGCACCUGAAAGCCAGGAGGCAGAUGGAGGUCAGUCUUCGGUGGAGGAAUCCAGCACAGAAGAAAGAACUGAAGGAGAAGAGAGUGGGGGAGAUGGAGGGAAUAAAGGAGAAGAGGAGAGAGGGAUAAGUGCUCCUCUAGUGCUUUCUGAGGAACGCAUGGAGGAGGUGCAGAUGAGACUGCAGACUCUUCAGGAGCAACUGAAGCGAUUGCAGGCUGUUGAGGAGGAACAUUAUAAGUUGCAAGAAGCUCUUGCUAAAUAUUCACUUCAGGGUGGGCAUUACAACUGAGAAACUUGACAACCUGCUGUUACAAGAUCACUGUAUGUGCUGGACUCAAGACUUCGCUGGUUGACUAAUUCUGCCUGAAUUUCCCUGCUCUAUCUCUUCUAUCUUAUCAGCUGUCCUUUCAGAAGAUUGUCAGCAGGCCUCCCGCACUUUCCAUGCCACCGAGAAAUGAAAUGAAGUGGGUGUUGUGAAAUUAUAGUGAUCCUUGACCUUGGACGAGUGUGUUUGUGUUUCUGUUGAGAGGUAUGAAAGACAGCCUUGCCAAAAGAUGCCAAAGCAAUGUGCAUCCUUUAGAGAGAUAUCAGAGCUAAAUGCUAGGUGCACAUGUGGAAGCAAUGUAAUAUACAGUACAGAAACAUGUGCAAACCGACACACACCCAAAGAUAAGCAUGUCAAAAGUAAUUAGUACCAAAAGACUAUCUAUAUUUAUAGUAAAGUGUAGUUGCAUCUUUGAGAAUGCAGUCUGAUGCAUAUGAAGCCUGCUUCUCAAACUGUAGUUCAGUUAGGUUUUCAAUAAGGUAAUUUCAAGAUGUUCACUCAUCACUUAUUAAUUGAUACCAUACUAUAUUACAUGCAUUUUCUAAAAUAACAGAUAUUCAAAAGGAUAGAUGUAGAACUGUUGUUGCAUGCAUUGGCCAAAUUGUUGUAAAAUGAAGAGUAUAAGUAUAGACCUUUUAGUUUUGUUUUUUUACCCUCUUCUUACCAGAAGUUCCGCUGUUGCUCUGUGAAUAAGAAAAUAAUUGCUAAUUAGAUAGAUAGAUCAACUGAUGCAUGAGCAAAGGAAUUAAUGAGAAGGUUUGAGGAAGGUGGGCUUGCUUAUGCCUAACCCCUCUGAAGUGAAAACAAGGCAAGCAUUGAUGUGGAGAGAUCUCGUCAGGGUUAGAUAUUGUGGUUGUGAGGAAAUAUGCCCAGAUUACGGAGCAUUUUGAAUGACCAGCUUCUGUGCUGUUAUAAUGGGAAGCAUGCACAAAGAACAGCGUUCUCGAAUGCAGCUGUUGCAGGUUGUACUUUGGUAGAUCAACCCCGAUCUUAUGAUAAUCAUCACACAUUGCCUAUUUGUGUGAGCUAUGCAAAUCCUGUGUCUGUAAAAGUUAUCAGUCAUUUCUGAUAAUUUCGUUUUUCUGUCAUUAUGUUCUAAACUACAAUUACUCUACAGUUUGCAAAAUAUAGUUUUUUCUGUAAUUGCUUGUUACGAUGUCUCUCGGUUUAUUUUAUUUUAUGGAUUAAUUUUCUUUCAAAGCAGGACCAAAGAAAUGAUAGUGGAACAAAGUUAAGCUAUGUAAACACUUUUGCCUUGCACGGGGAGGUCAGCUGUAUACUGGAAUGGAGAAGUAUCCUGAUUCUCAUUGUCAGUCCAUGAUUUCCAGCUGAAGGGACCAGACUUUUCUCUUCUGCUCUCCCGGUCUUAUUAGGAAACCAGAGCACAGAGAAUCAGGCAGAUGCAGGGGUUGAUGAAAAUAUUAUAUCUCAGAGUUUGAAGACAGGAACACAAAUGUAGGUUUUUCACCAGUACUGUAGUUAUUUUCAUGUACUCAUGAUGCUACUGCAACAGGUCUUUUUUACCCUCGACCUACUUUCAAAUUAUGCAAUUUAUUUUACCUUAUUUGUUACAUAUUGUGAUUUAUAUUCAUUGUAAUUGUGUUGAUCUUUGUGAUUUCAGUAAGGCCUUGUUACCUUUUCCUUUCAUUCAGCUUUACAGAAUGGUUUAUCAGAACAGUUUGCCCGAGGUCUUGCAUUCUGGUCAGCAGUGUUGAUCCUAGAACAUGUCAGUGAGACCUUUUUGUUUUCCUUUUAGAAGUAGCAAGCAAAAAUGUACAAAUUUUGGUAAUGAAACUAUCAUGGUGCAAGAUCUGUUCUACCUACUUCACUUUCCUACAUUCCUUUUGCACAAUUUCUUUUAUUCACAAUUGCUUGAAUGGGGGGUUUAUACAUUGCCUUUGAAAAUUAUGUAAUUAGCAUACUAUGCAUUGCCUUUUAUAUGAAGGACUGAGAGAGUUAGAGUGCACCCUUAACUAUAACAAAGGCUUCACUGAAUUUAACUUUUUGGCAAGAGUUUUCUUUUUGAUGUGGAACUGACCUCAGUUUAAAUUCGAUUAGAAACUUUAAAUUGAGCCUUGAACCCUUGAUAGCUGAUAAAGACAGGGUUUUGGGUGUGGUGUCAUUCUCUCUCAUUCCUUAAUAUUUUCAUGUGUAUCUGUCACACAUACAUAUAGUGAUAUAUCUAUCUGUUUAAAUCUAUUUAUAGGGUGCCUUGUGCAGAUUGGGUUUGUUUUAAUUUCUGACAGGCAUGGGUGUCCUUGCCCUCUCCUCCUAGUGAUGUUCAGUGUUAAAUAUGAAUCUGAUAUUUUGCUCCAGACCUGCCAAAUUAUAGCAGUUCCACUCGUUUGUUGUUCUUAAAAAUGGCUGAGUGCCUAGUACUGAGUGCUCUUUGUUAGAUCUUUUAAAGCCUCUGCAAUCCGUGACUGUCUUUUAUGUAAUUUUGUGUACAGGAGUCCACUCAUUGCAGGCAUUCCAUUACUGUCGGUCUAUUUAAAUGAUUAUGCAAGGACUAUUCUGUGUAUUUGGGCUUUGAUUUUAUGUGUAAGAUACAUAGAAAUUUAGGUACUUUUUUUUUUCUUUUUUAAAUAAAUUAUCAGAAAUGGUUUGAGCUUUUAUUGUCCUUAUUUUCAGCAGCGUUCAGUUGACAUUAACUUUUUGCCCCAUAAUCCAAAAUAGAGAAGAAUGUACAGCGGUUGGACAAACAAUGUUUAUAUGGGGAUAAUAUCAUUUGUAUGUUACAGUGAAUAAUAAAAAUUGAAUCAUCUUUAUCCGGUUA
Molecule: messenger RNA, 6359 nt
Organism: Carassius gibelio (silver crucian carp)
Lineage: Eukaryota; Metazoa; Chordata; Actinopteri; Cypriniformes; Cyprinidae
Product: rho guanine nucleotide exchange factor 1
Exons: 33
Coding region: 368-3547 (1059 amino acids)
Biological process (GO): intracellular signal transduction; G protein-coupled receptor signaling pathway
Cellular component (GO): cytoplasm
Molecular function (GO): guanyl-nucleotide exchange factor activity; GTPase activator activity; G protein-coupled receptor binding
Source: RefSeq, a predicted model, not a curated record